Messenger RNA from Belonocnema kinseyi, 1712 nucleotides. Its product is annotated as golgin-45. Gene Ontology annotation, biological process: Golgi to plasma membrane protein transport; Golgi organization. Gene Ontology annotation, cellular component: Golgi membrane. Lineage: Eukaryota; Metazoa; Arthropoda; Insecta; Hymenoptera; Cynipidae. The record is from RefSeq and is a predicted model, not a curated record. Bases 105 to 1451 code for a protein of 448 amino acids. The transcript has 6 exons.
UGGGUCACCGUCUUGACGUUGCUCAGCUGAUCCAUACGCCAUCAUGUUUUCUUUUUAACAACAUUUGUAUUACGUAUGUAUAUACGUGGACGAUUAAAUGAAAAAUGGUUGAUUCGGGUCCACAAAGUUAUGCAAAUAUUUCAACUUUUUCGUAUUCACGGAAAUCCAGUUGCAAAAGUAUAAAGUCUGAAGACGUACAAGCUAUAAAAUGUGCUGGUCGAACUCAAGGCGAUGGAAUGGAAAAUGCUACGUCCGACAAGGUAGAAUCAAAAACAUGCAAAGUUCGAUUAGGGGAUACCUUAAUUUAUCAUCCUACAAACUUUAAGAAGCACAAUUCAAAACCUCCCGUUACUCCCAGUGGUACAGUAGUCAACCUUAUACCACAAAGCACAACUCAUACGAAAAAGGAAAAGUACAUCCUUAGUUCGCUAAAAUCAAAGGAACCAAAAUUUGUGCCAUAUGAACCUUACAAAGCAGCUGUUAAUCCUAUUAUUCCAUGUCAAAAGAAACAUAAGAAAGCGUUGAAGCACAGUGUCGAUAUAAACGCAAUGGUGUCACAAUUCGCAGUUCUGAAGACUGAUGAUAUAGUCAAUGAUGUAGAGUGUGACAUAAAGAGCGACAUUUAUCAGGAAGACAAUAACAAUGGCAACAAAGUGUAUGAGGCCGAAAUUCAAAAGUUAAAAGAAGAGAAUAGUCAGUUGGAGAAUCAGCUGAAAUUCCAAGCUCAGGUAAAUGCGGAAUUAAAAAAUUUGUUAGUGGCUGCAGUAGGAGAAGACCUCCAAACUAGAGUGCAUUUAUUAACUGAGGAUAAACUGCAACUUGCUCGAGCUCUUUUAAAUUCAGCAAAGAAUCUUAGUACUCAUCAGGAGCAAACUGAGUGGCUAGCUGGACAGUGCGAAGUUUGGAGGAGUAAAUUUUUAGCUAGCAGCUUAAUGGUGGAAGAACUUGCAAGGUGGAAAGCAGCUUUGUGCCAGAGGACGACUGAUCUUCAGGAAUCAAUAAAAAGACUAUUAGAAGAACGUGACAAAAUCAGAGACACAUCACUAAGAACGUACAGAACACUCAGCAUUCUGAGAGAAAAUUUCGCUCCUAUCGGUGCAUCAUCAUCCAAGCGACAUGAACUAGCAAGUAUGAAUAUUAUAGACUUGGCUGAAGGUUGUUGUCAGAUUUCCGAAUUAUUGAAGGUUCAGCUUCUCAGUGGUAUGGAUCAAAUCAGUCUUCGCAAAGAAAUUGAUGUCACUGGUUUAGAAAUGAAAACGAUAGCAGAGAAAAAUGCUGAGCAGCUACUUAUGAGUCCAAACUUGUUAAUGUCUGGAAGGCAGGACGCUGCAUGCAGUGCAGUGAUGGGAGCCGCUGUUGCUUUGGGUGGACAGAUGUUUCUUCCACAUAGUUCUACUCCUACUAAUAUAGCUUGCUGCUCUCACUGCAGUGGAGAAGUGAAACAAGUAUAGAAAAUUUACAGAAUAAAUAAAGCUAAUUCCAUAGUAUGACAAUAUCAUAAUUGUAAAUGCUAAAGAUUUAUUAUUCUACCGACACUUUUCGGUCAAUAAUAGCCAAAAGUAUUAGACUGGUAACUUCCAGUAGAAAAAUAUAAUAUAUAAAUGGCAUGGGGAAUAAUAGUUUAUAUAAAAGCUGUAAAAAGGAUAUGUGAAAAGAUUAAAAUAUUUUGUACCUAUUUUUAUUGACUAAAUAAAAAGUGUUAUAAUUGUGAA